Molecule: messenger RNA, 2401 nt
Organism: Protopterus annectens (West African lungfish)
Lineage: Eukaryota; Metazoa; Chordata; Ceratodontiformes; Protopteridae
Gene: ERF
Product: ETS2 repressor factor
Exons: 4
Coding region: 232-1887 (551 amino acids)
Biological process (GO): cell differentiation; regulation of transcription by RNA polymerase II
Cellular component (GO): nucleus
Molecular function (GO): DNA-binding transcription factor activity, RNA polymerase II-specific; sequence-specific DNA binding
Source: RefSeq, a predicted model, not a curated record
GAUGGUUGGGAGGCGGUGACGAGCAGGAGGGAGCGCGCAGUACAGUAGAGAACGAGCGUGGCAUGCUGGGGACGCGGAGGCAGUUACAUCGAGGGAAGCAAGCAUGCAGCGUGGAGCACACCGGUACUGAAAGCGAGCGAGCAAUCUAGAGGGAACGUGUAUCCUGGCGGGCGCCUCUGAUACGGAACCUGGACAGCUACUAUUUCUCCGGGUAUACGGGACGGAGUUAGAAUGAAGACACCGGCAGAUACAGGAUUUGCUUUCCCAGACUGGGCGUACAAACCAGAGUCGAGUCCCGGGUCCCGACAGAUCCAGUUAUGGCAUUUCAUCUUGGAGCUGCUGCGGAAGGAGGAGUACCACGAUGUCAUCGCUUGGCAGGGUGAUUACGGUGAAUUUGUUAUCAAGGACCCAGAUGAAGUGGCAAGGCUUUGGGGUGUCCGAAAAUGCAAACCACAGAUGAACUAUGACAAACUCAGCAGGGCUCUACGCUAUUAUUACAAUAAAAGGAUUCUGCACAAAACCAAGGGAAAGCGAUUCACAUACAAGUUCAAUUUCAACAAGCUUGUGCUGGUGAACUACCCUUUCAUUGAUAUGGGCAUGGGAGGAGGAGGAGGAGGAGUUCCUCAGAGUGCUCCACCUGUGCCAACAGGAAAUACCCAUUUUCGAUUCCCACCUUCAACUCCAUCAGAUAUACUGUCACCCAAUGAGGACCUUCGCUCACCAUCUAUCUUCUCCACUGUAGCACGGCGCAUGGGAAGGGGUUCAGUCAGUGACUGCAGUGAUGGGACAUCUGUCAACUCCGAAGUAGAGGAGGGUAUGUCGGAAGAAAGGAGAGGAGUGGAGGUGACCAGCUUCCGUGGGGCUCCUCUGCCCACACAUGGACGACUCUCCCAUGACAGCAUUUUCAGGGUUUAUCCUCGUCCUAGAGUUCAUCCAGAGCCUCUUAGUCCUUUCCCUGGGUCACCUAUGGGUCCUGCCUUGCUUCCUCCUCAGUUAUCUCCAGCACUUCCCAUGACCCCAAACCAUCUGAACUAUACACCAUCACCUACACUGAGUCCCAUGUACCCAGGUGGUAGUCAUUUCUCUUUCAAUCCAGAAGAUAUGAAGCGAUACCUGCAGGCGCACACACAGAGUGUGUACAACUAUCAUCUUAGCCCUCGUGCAUUCCUGCAUUACCCUAACAUUGUGGUCCCUCAGCCCCAAAGGCCAGAGAAGCCCCCACAGCUGCCACCUGAAGAGCCAAGUCCUUUUAAAUUUAAACUCCAGCCUCCACCACUUGGCAAGAAACACAGGGAGAAACCGGUAAUAUCUCAGGUUGACAUGGCAACCUCUAGCACUUCAUUGUCUGCCAGUUUGGCUCCACCAGUACCACAAAUCAAAGUAGAGCCUAUAUCUGACAUAGAAUCUGAGGAGGAGCUAACUGUGGAAGUUACAGAUAUUAGUGAAGAUGAUGAAGAGGUGUUCAAAACUCCAACUGCUCCUUUGCCUCUUUUGCCACCAGUGCCUGAAAGUAGAUCCUCCCCUUACAAUUUGUACUGUGAAACAGAUUUGACAAGUGUUACAGAAAAAACAGUUGUGGACAGGUCAAAAGAAGCUGAACGGGAAGAAAAGGCCGAGAGUGGGAAGUGUAUACCACUUAAACUGCGCUUCAAGCGACGUUGGAGUGAGGACCAGCGGAUGGAGGCCAGUUCUGAGGAAUCUGACAAGAAGGUCCGGGCUGAGGAAGCAAGAGACAUGAAAGAGAUAUCACCCAUCAGGAAUCCGCCUCCUUCUGAGGAGUUCAGGUUUGGGCGGGAGGUGUCCUGGGAAAAUGGCCCAGCUCGCCGUGUAAGCACAGAUUUGCAGAGGGCAACUGCUGAGCUUUCUUUAGAAAACAAAGAUUUGUGACUGUACUGCAUACAGAUUUAAAUGUUUUAGAGGAAGAGAAUUCUAAAAAAGAAAGACUGGUGAAAAUAAUUGUAAUAAAUUCUGCGCUGCCUUAUGAACUCAAAGGGGUCUUUUGUGUUUUUAGGCCUUUUGUGCCAUGUGGCUUCUUUAAAUCCUGCCUGUAUUUUUAUGUUGUAAAUUCUCUUUGCCUUUAUAUUCACAUUAUGAAACUUAGUAAAAUUUACUAGCUUUUAUUCUGGAUUUUAAUUGGGAAAUAUGUAUUUUUUUCCCUUUUUGUGGAAAUGUUCUUGUAUCUGGUAUCAUUUUCUUGGAAAAGCCAGGUAUUUUUAAAAUUGUUAAUAACUGUAAGAUAUGUUUAAAAUACACAUUUGUAUUUACCUUUUAGGGGGGAUGGGCAUGUAUUUUUCGAUCCAUUUGAUGUAAUAAGGCAAGUGUUUUCCUCUGGAAAAUCAAUCGGCUUUUUACAUAAUUCUCUUUUUGUAACAAAAAUUAUAUUAAUAUUCUUUCCCUCAGA